Molecule: messenger RNA, 4427 nt
Organism: Beta vulgaris subsp. vulgaris (sugar beet)
Lineage: Eukaryota; Viridiplantae; Streptophyta; Magnoliopsida; Caryophyllales; Amaranthaceae
Product: probable phospholipid-transporting ATPase 4
Exons: 11
Coding region: 541-4191 (1216 amino acids)
Biological process (GO): phospholipid translocation
Cellular component (GO): plasma membrane
Molecular function (GO): magnesium ion binding; ATP hydrolysis activity; ATPase-coupled intramembrane lipid carrier activity
Source: RefSeq, a predicted model, not a curated record
CCAUUCACCAAACGCUUUAAUUGGAAAUUGUAAACAUAGAUAUAUAAUUGAAUUCUCUUGUGAAAGUAAAUAUAAUUUAAUUAAAUUAAGUGAGGAGAGAGAAAAUGAAAAAAAAAGUCCCGGAAAAUGCUGCUAAUUGGCUCGAAGUUUUCCGGACGUAGAGACGAAACUCUAAACCCUGUUUUCUCUCUCUUCACCUGUCUCUCAUUCAGUCAUUCUCUCUGCAUUUCCCCUCUUUCUCUCUCUAGAUUUUCUCUAAAUUGUAAACAUACAUUUUAAGAUCCCUCCAAAAAAUAAAGGAGCUAUCUUUUGUCAAGAUCUCUUUUUUUCAAAAACUGGGUUUAUCUUUUUUUACCUUUUUUGUUUGUUUUUGUAGUUUGAAUCAAAGAAGUCAAGCAUUGUGAUCAUCGCAGCCAAUUUUGAUUUCUGGGCUUCGGUGGUUUAUUGGAAUUUUCAGCUGAAAAUUUGAAGGGAUGGGAUCCCAUGAGACGAUUUUAAUUUUCUUAAGACGUCUGAAUUGAGAGUUGGAAAGCUUAAGAUAUGGCAAAGGGUAGGAUUAGGGCAAAGUUUCGUCGGAGCAAUCUUUACACAUUUUCCUGUGUCCGGCCUCAACAACCGAAGCCUGAUGAUCCGAGCUCAUUGCCUGAGGGGCCGGGCUUUUCUCGACUUGUAUAUUGCAACCAAUCUGAACUUCAUCGCAGAAAACCUCUUAAAUACCGGUCUAAUAAUAUCUCGACUACUAAAUACAAUGUCAUUACAUUUCUUCCAAAGGGUCUCUUUGAGCAGUUCCGCCGUGCUGCCAAUAUGUACUUCCUCUUGGCUGCAAUUCUGUCUGUUACCUCAGUGUCGCCUUUUGGUGCAGUUAGUAUGAUUGCUCCUUUGUCCAUUGUGGUUGGGCUUACUAUGGCCAAGGAAGCUGUGGAGGAUUGGCGUAGGUUUAUUCAAGAUAUGAAGGUCAAUAGUCGAAAAGUUUGUCUUCACAAAGGGGAUGGCGUGUUUGGGGAUAGGUCAUGGCAAAAUAUUUGUGUUGGAGAUGUGGUAAAAGUAAAGAAAGAUGAGUUUUUCCCAGCGGAUAUGUUGCUGCUGUCUUCAAGUUAUGAGGAUGGUAUAUGCUAUGUGGAGACUAUGAACUUAGAUGGUGAGACGAACUUGAAAGUAAAGAGAGCUCUAGAAGUAACCUUACCAUUGGAUGAGGACACUUCAUUCAGGGAUUUUAAGGCAAUGAUCAGAUGCGAGGACCCAAAUCCCAACCUUUACACAUUUGUUGGUAAUCUGGAUUUCGAGCGCCAAAUCUUUCCUAUUGAUCCAAAUCAGAUUCUUCUAAGGGACUCAAAGCUCAGGAAUACUGGUUAUGUCUAUGGAGUUGUUAUAUUUACUGGACAUGACAGCAAAGUGAUGCAAAAUGCAACAGAGUCCCCUUCAAAAAGAAGUAGGAUAGAGAAGAAAAUGGAUCAUAUCAUUUACAUCCUUUUUUCUGUGCUUGUGUUGAUCUCCUUGAUUAGCUCAAUUGGCUUCUCAGUGAGGACCAAGUAUGACAUGCCAAAGUGGUGGUACUUGAGAGCCCCAGACUCCAAGGGCUUGUAUGAUCCUACUAGGCCAGCAUUGUCUGGUCUCUUCCAUCUUGUCACCGCACUCAUACUGUAUGGGUACUUAAUCCCAAUCUCACUGUAUGUUUCUAUUGAGUUUGUAAAGUUUCUGCAAGCCAUCUUUAUUGAUCAGGACAUACACAUGUAUGAUGAAGAAUCAGGAACACCAGCACAGGCUAGGACAUCAAAUUUGAAUGAGGAAUUGGGGCAAGUUGACACAAUCCUGUCAGACAAAACUGGUACUUUGACAUGCAAUCAAAUGGAUUUUCUCAAGUGUUCUAUUGCGGGUGUUGCAUAUGGCACACGUUCUAGUGAAGUUGAACUAGCUGCUGCUAAACAGAUGGCUAAGGACCUGGAGGAGCAAGAUGCAGAAAUGUCUGAUUCUACAUUCAGAAGGUCAGAAAUAGAGUUGGAAACUGUAAUAACUUCCAGAGAUGAGAGAGAUUAUAAACCCAUGAUCAAAGGCUUCAGUUUUGAGGAUGACCGGCUCCUUGGUGGCCAUUGGUUAAAAGAACCUAAUAUGCAGACUAUGCUGUUGUUUUUCCGCAUUCUUGCAGUCUGUCAUACUGCCAUCCCAGAGCUAAAUGAAGAGACUGGGACUUACACUUAUGAAGCAGAGUCUCCUGAUGAAGCUGCUUUUCUUGCGGCUGCCAGGGAAUUUGGUUUUGAAUUUGUCAAAAGAACCCAAUCAACUGUUGUUGUUCGUGAGAGAUAUCCUAACCAUGGACAACCUGUUGAAAGGGAGUAUAAAAUUCUUACUCUUUUAGAUUUCACAAGCAAGAGAAAACGGAUGUCUGUAAUAGUGCGUGAUGAGGACGGCCAGAUCCUUCUCUUCUGCAAAGGAGCAGACAGCAUAAUUUUUGAUCGGCUCUCAAAAAAUGGAAAAACGUAUCUGGAAGACACCACAAAGCAUCUGAAUGAAUAUGGAGAUAAUGGGUUGCGUACAUUAGCCCUCGCUUAUAAAAAGCUUGAAGAGUCUGAAUUCUCUGAUUGGAACAAUGAAUUUCUGAAAGCUAAGAGCUCGAUUGGGAGUGAUAGGGACGUAAAUCUGGAGCGGGUUUCAGAUAUGAUGGAGAGAGAUUUAGUUCUCGUAGGUGCAACAGCUGUUGAAGACAAGCUGCAGAAAGGGGUCCCUGAAUGUAUUGAUAAACUUGCACAAGCUGGUCUCAAGAUAUGGGUUCUCACUGGUGAUAAAAUGGAAACUGCUAUAAAUAUUGGUUUUUCUUGCAGUCUCCUUCGUCAAGGCAUGAAACAGAUAUGUAUAACAGCAGCUCAUGUUGAAGGAACUAGCAAUGACUCAAAAGAGGCUAUCAAGGAGAACAUAACAUUACAAAUUACCAAUGCUUCUCAAAUGAUCAAGCUUGAAAAGGAUCCACAUGCUGCGUUUGCCUUGAUCAUUGACGGGAAAGGUUUGACCUAUGCUCUAGAAGAUGAUAUGAAGUAUCAGUUCUUGAGUCUAGCAGUUGAGUGUGCAUCAGUUAUUUGCUGUCGUGUUUCUCCCAAGCAAAAGGCACUGGUAACGAGGUUGGUCAAAGAAGGGACUGGAAAAACCACUUUGGCCAUUGGUGAUGGUGCUAAUGAUGUUGGAAUGAUCCAAGAAGCUGAUAUUGGUGUGGGCAUUAGUGGGGCUGAAGGUAUGCAGGCGGUGAUGGCUAGUGAUUUUGCCAUUGCACAGUUUCGGUUUCUGGAAAGAUUGUUGCUUGUACAUGGACAUUGGUGUUACAAGAGAAUAGCUCAAAUGAUUUGCUAUUUUUUCUACAAGAACAUAGCUUUUGGCCUCACACUCUUUUAUUUUGAGGCUUUUGCUGGCUUUUCGGGGCAAACAAUCUAUGAUGAUUGGUAUUCUCUCUCUUUCAAUGUAAUCCUCACCUCAUUGCCUGUCAUUUCUCUUGGAGUUUUCGAGCAGGAUGUUUCUUCAGAUGUCUGCUUGGAGUUCCCUGCACUAUAUCAGCAAGGCCCAAGAAACCUGUUUUUUGACUGGUAUAGGAUAUUUGGAUGGAUAGGAAAUGGGCUCUACACUUCUGUAAUAGUAUUUUUCUUCAACAUCAUCAUCUUCUACAAUCAAGCAUUUCGCUCUGGAGGCCAGAUUGCUGACAUGUCUGCAGUCGGAACCAUCAUGUUCACCGGAAUAAUCUGGGCGGUAAAUUUUCAGAUUGCCCUCACGAUGAGUCAUUUUACUUGGAUCCAACAUUUGCUUGUUUGGGGCAGUAUUGGAAUGUGGUACAUAUUUCUGUUGAUAUAUGGUGCAAUGCCUUCUACUGUAUCUGGAAAUGCUCAUAAGCUGCUCGUGGAAGCCCUUGCACCUGCACCUAUUUAUUGGACCACAACUCUCUUGGUAACAAUUGCGUGUGUUCUUCCCUACUUCGCUCAUAUUGUGUUCCAACGAUCUUUCAACCCGUUGGAUCACCAUAUAAUCCAAGAGAUUAAGUACUAUAAGAAGGAUGUUGAAGAUCAAAAUAUGUGGGUCAGGGAACAAUCCAAAGCACGGCAAACGACGAAGAUUGGUUUUAGUGCAAGAGUCGAAGCCAAAAUCAGACAGUUAAAAACCAAACUGAACAAGAAGCAUUCUGGAACUGGCACAGCCUACCAAUCUCCUGUAUCAUAAUUGAUUUCUUUUUGUUUUUCUUUCUUUUCACCUUUUUAGGCUUGAUUUUACAAGAUCUCCCAUUUUGUUAGGUGGUUUGGGCUUUGGCUUUCUCUUUUUUUUUUUUUUUUUUAUUCAUAUAUCAGCCAUUUUUUCAUGGUAUCCUCUAUGUCCCACAUUCAUUGAACAAGAGCUUAAUAUAGCUGUUGUAUAUACCAUAUCUAUACGAGUAAAUCAAUAGUACAUCUUGUGAAUCA